Messenger RNA from Micropterus dolomieu (smallmouth bass), 2064 nucleotides. Its product is annotated as neuroplastin-like. Gene Ontology annotation, molecular function: cell adhesion molecule binding. The record is from RefSeq and is a predicted model, not a curated record. Lineage: Eukaryota; Metazoa; Chordata; Actinopteri; Centrarchiformes; Centrarchidae. Bases 218 to 1063 code for a protein of 281 amino acids. Gene Ontology annotation, biological process: cell-cell adhesion. The transcript has 8 exons. Gene Ontology annotation, cellular component: cell-cell junction.
UUCCCAAUACUCGCUGAGCCGGGCUGACAGCAGAGAGCUGGGCAGGUAACCAGCAGUGGUGCUGAAAGCUCCCUCUAGUCUACCUAGCGACACUUAACUCUUUGCGUGACACGGUCAGGAGGUGCGAGCCUCGGCGAAUCCACCCCACCAUCAUCAUAUCCCGCUCAGGUCACCUUAACGUUCGCCUACCGGCAUUUUCCAUCUCCCGUCUCCGAAGAUGAUACCUGGCAAACGAAGAGCUGCAGUCAUGUCCUUCUCGGUGGCGAUAUUUGGAGCCCUGAUGCUGCAGUCGGUGUCUUCCCAGAACGAGCCAUCAAUCAUCGCCUCUGACCACAUCACACUUCCUGUGGAAGGUGACACUUUCACAUUGCAGUGCAACCUGACCAAUGCCCACAGUGUCCACAUGGAGAGCUACUGGAUGAAGAAUGGGGAGGAGAUCCCGGGAACACACACCCAAAAUAAGAACACUGAGUACAGGCGGAACAAACCAAGAGGAGACGAUGCCGGAGUGUACAUGUGUGUCUACACCUUCGAUAUGACUCCUUCAGCCAACGCCACUAUCGAAGUUAAAUCUGCUCCUGAGAUUACAGGCCACAAACGUAGUGAGAAUAAGAAUGAGGGUCAGAAUGCUACGCUCUACUGUAAGUCUGUGGGCUAUCCUCACCCUGUCUGGACCUGGCGCAAGCUUGAAAACGGCAUUUUUCGGGACAUUGACAACACAACCGAACGCUUCAUCAUCGUCAGCAGAGACAACUUAACUGAGCUCCAUAUUGUCCACCUGCACAUUGGUUUAGAUCCAGGCGAGUACCAUUGCAACGCCACCAACAUGAUUGGCAGCCGUGAAGAGAAGUCUGUGCUGCGGGUUCGCAGCCACUUGGCCCCCUUAUGGCCUUUCUUGGGGGUUCUGGCGGAGAUCAUCGUCCUGAUCAUCAUCAUCGUUGUUUAUGAGAAGCGUAAGAAGCCAGAUGAUUUACAAGACGAUGCUUACCCAGCUGGACCAGUGAAAACUAAUUCAACCAACAACCACAAAGAGAAAAACCUCCGCCAGAGGAAUACAAACUGAGCAGCCCGUCUGCUUAGUUUCAUUACACAUGUAUUGACCAUAUGAAGGUAAACAAGAAGGGAAUCCAUACCAGUUGUUAAUAGGAUUUAUCUGCCAUUAAAAGUGGGGUUGUGGUGGAGUUAAAUGGGGCAUGCCUUAUGAUUGUGUUGAUUGUGAGGGUGCCAGGUCAGGAGGUACUCAAACCUUUAUGGAAUUGUUAACAUUAUAACCAUUGUUGCUGCAUGCAGUUGUUGACAUUUAUGAUUUUUCCCUCUUAUCCACUAAUUAAACAUUUUUACUACUUCUAAAAUAAUGCAUGCAAGAUUUUGACCUUCUGUGUGAAGGCAAAAAUUUGAUUUCUUUUUGUUUUGUUCUUUUCUCUGAGAGUGGCUUCAUGUAGAUAAUCUGUACUGUGUUCUUAAGGAAAACAAAACUUGGCAAUGUUAAAGAAUAUGCCACCAUAAUCGGGUAUGACAGUUGUAUAUAGUUUUAUCAUUCAACUGUGUACCAUUUUCUAAGUUUAUCAUUUUAUCAGACAAUAUUUAUUACAUAUUAAGGGCUUUGCAAUGUCCCUCUAAAUUUGGUUACGGCUUACUUUACUGUAUGUAUGAACUGUACGUACUAAAUCACUAUAACUAUGUAUCAUCAUUAAUAUAAAGACUACUCAUACUAUAUGAUGCACUUAAAUGUUGAGAAUAAUGAAAAACUGUAUAAACCUACUUUAGCAGAUCUGUACUAAUCAUUCUAACAUUGUUUUAUAAUUAUGUGUAUUGUACAGCAUGGCUAUUAUCCUAUGCAAUUAUCUAUAUCAAUGUAUUGAAAAUCAUUGCAGCUUUUGAUUUCUCUGUGACAAAGCUUUAAACUAGUAGGAUCACCGUAGAGCGUUGAUGGCAUACUAUACAGCUGCAUGAAUUCUCUACAGCUGACGUCGGAGGCGGAGAAAGAAACCAACGUCAGGACUGACAUGUGAAGCAAUUGCAACAUCCCAACUCAUUUUUAAGAAUAAAUAUCUCAAAAAAGUA